This is a messenger RNA of Macadamia integrifolia, 1107 nucleotides long. Its product is annotated as probable LRR receptor-like serine/threonine-protein kinase At3g47570. Lineage: Eukaryota; Viridiplantae; Streptophyta; Magnoliopsida; Proteales; Proteaceae. Gene Ontology annotation, molecular function: ATP binding; protein kinase activity; protein binding. The transcript has a single exon. Bases 1 to 1107 code for a protein of 368 amino acids. The record is from RefSeq and is a predicted model, not a curated record. Gene Ontology annotation, biological process: protein phosphorylation.
AUGUCUAGAGAAAUCCCCUCCUCCAUUGGUGAUUGCAGUAGUUUGGAAUAUCUUUAUAUGUCGGGUAAUUUAUUUGAAGGAGCCAUUCCUCAAUCUUUCACUCUUUUGAAGGGGUUUCAAGAUUUAAAUCUCCCACACAAUAAUUUAUCAGGGCAAAUCCCGAAAGAUCUACAAAAUCUUUUAGCAUUGGAGAGUUUGGAUUUAUCAUUCAAUAAUCUUGAUGGGGAGGUACCAACGGAAGGAAUCUUUGCAAAUGCAAGUGCAAUUUUGGUGAAUGGAAACGACAAGUUUUGUGGGGGAAUUGCAGAGUUACAGUCUACAUGCACUAACCAUAACUAUACGAAACGAGGAAAGUCCAAUGCUUUGAAAAUAGUUUUGGCUAUAAUUGGUGUGGUUCUUGGUUUUCUUUUGAUAUCUUCCUUUUUUACUCUUUAUUGGUUAAGAAGAUCAAAAAGCAAACCUCCAUCCACACCAUCAAUUGGUGAUCAGUUAUUAAAGCUUUCUUACAAAGAGCUCUUCCAAGCUACUAGGGGAUUUUUUUCAACUAAUAUCAUUGGUUCCGAUAGUUUUGGCUCUUUAUACAAAGGGAUUAUAGGCCAUGAUGAAACUAUUGUUGCAAUCAAGGUACUCAACCUUCAAAAUCCAAGAGUUUACAAGAGCUUUAUGGUUGAAUGCAAAGCAUUAAGAAACAUUCGACAUCAAAAUCUUGUCAAGAUUUUAACUUCUUGUUCAAGUCUUGAUCCAAAAGGCAAAGAUUUCAAAGCCCUUGUUUAUGAGUUCAUGCCCAAUGAGAGUCUAGAUGAUUGGUUGCAUCUGCCGAUGGAGCUACAAAAUUAUUCAAGAAAUUUAAGCCUUCUUCAAAGAUUAAACAUCACAAUUGAUAUGGCUUCUACAUUGGAUUACCUUCAUUACUAUUGUUGUGGGGCCAUUGUUCAUUGUGACUUGAAGCCAAGCAAUAUUCUACUUGACAAUGAUAUGAUUGCACAUGUUAGUAAUUUUGGUUUGGCGAGGCUACUUCUAGAACCUGAAAACAAUUCAUCCCAAGCUCAAACUAGUACCAUUGAGAUAAAAGGAACUAUUGGCUAUGCUACUCCAAGUAACAGAUAA